Messenger RNA from Mycena citricolor, 858 nucleotides. NCBI's taxonomy places the organism in Eukaryota, Fungi, Basidiomycota, Agaricomycetes, Agaricales, Mycenaceae. The record is from the annotation of a GenBank genome assembly.
AGUUCACUCCGAUGCCCGCAUCUCAGGCUUCAACUCCUGUUCCAGGCGGCGAAGAAGAUCGCAGAAAGCGGCGCCGCAACAGAACAACCCACUCCUGCCUAAACUGCCAUGCUACCAAGCGUAUGUGCGACAGGAAGCGACCUUGCACACGCUGUGUCCAGUCAGGGAUGGCCGCUCAUUGUACUUAUCAGACAGAUUCAGCAGUCGGAUUCGAUCCCACGCCCAGGCAAGACAAAAGUGCGCUGCUGGCACGCAUUUCUGAGUUGGAACGGAUGGUUGAAGAGCUGAGGGCAUCCGCUAUCCCAGAAACGCAAGGAGAAGAGCCUCGGAAUUCGACUCCAGAAUCCAGCCGCGGUCAUAUGAUGCCUGAAACUUCCCCCUCAGUUCCAUCGGAGCAUUGGCUGCGCCAUGCGCCCGAGAUCGACCGGUACUUUACAAGCCCUCAUACUUCCUCCCACCCUCCAGGUCAGGCCCCAGGCUAUCUCGAAUCUAUCUUUCCGCCUUACAGUAACGAGAUAUCGCACGGAAAACUUGCUUGUCACUGUCUCAGUGAGGCCGAUCAUCAUCGCUCGGCCAUGGAGCUCUCAUCAAGACUGAGGAAAGCCGCCGAUAUUCUCAAUUUGGACAACAUGACCGCGGUGACAAAAUCGACAGGCAUGCGCGCAUUCAGGAAGUGCGCACUUCUCUUCGUGUUCUCCGCGAGUUGCCCUUGAUAAGACGUGCCAGUGAACCAGUUCUCAACAUGAUGAGCACCAGUGGCACCUUUCAAAGACCUCAAGUUCAAGGUGACAACGCGCUGAGGUCUCUCGCAGCCUCUGGGCUUGUCUCAGAUAGUUUUAUGACAUGGAAAGCUUUGUG